ACUAUCACGUGCUUGUCUCGUGAGAACUUAGUUGUAAAGAAAAUGGCGUCUCCACAAUGGAAGUCAAGACGGCGCGAUUAUGUUAAAGAAAUUGGUGCUAUCUCGAUGCCAAGGGAUAUUGUAACCAAUCAUCCUUUGAAGUUGUCUCUCGUUGUAUCGUCCUCCAUUGAAACAAAAACUGGUAAGAAAAAGGAAUCCAAAGAUGUUGAUCCAUUGUCAACGACUUUACCCCAGUCAGAAGCUUGGAUCCGCUAUCAAUGUUUGCUGAAGAAAGUGCAAAUACAGGAAGUUCUGGCAAAACAAACGUGUCUCCAUUAAAUAAAAAUGAUUCAGUGGAAGUUGCUUUGGAUGAUUUUGCUCUUGAACCAUGGUCAAGCAAAAGAUUGGGAAUCUUAAGCAAGUAUACGACAUCAGAAAAGUUGACGAUAACCACUAGUUUCCUCUCGGAUAACGACAAAGUGAUCAUGAAACAACAGACAACAAUGAGUGAUAAAGUAAAACAUAGAAUUGGAGAAUUACAAGAUCUGGAAGAGGGUUCCAUUAAAGAACUGUUAAACUUGAGUCAGCAGGAGUUUGUGAGAAGAAUUGAACAAUUCAAUCAGGAGUUGAUUGCAGCAUGGGAAAGCGAACAGAAAGUAAAAGCUUUGAAAAUUGCUAUUCAGUGUGCCAAGAUGCUGGCCAGCGUGAAUGUUAUUGGAUUUUAUCCCAGUAAAUUUGUUCUUAUCACGGAUGUUUUGGAUACGUUUGGUCGCCUUGUUUAUGAAAGAUUGUUGCGCAAGUCGGCAACGAUCGUUCCUGGAACGAAGAUAAUAAAGUUGCUGCCAGAAAACUUCAUAUCUGAAGACGUAACCGAUGUUGCUAAAGAAACCUGUCGUAACUGGUUUUACAAGAUUGCUUCAAUUAGAGAACUGAUUCCACGAUUUUAUGUUGAAACAUCAAUUUUAAAAUGUCUACGUUUCCUCACUACUGGAGAAUACGAAGAUGCAGUGGUGCGAUUGACAAAAAUGAUUCGUGGUAUAGGAGAUCCUUUGGUGGCUACAUACGCUCGCUGUUACAUCUGUAGAGUCGGAAUUCUUGUCGCUCCAGAAGCGAAAAGUCAUCUACGUGGAAGUCUUUUGGAUUUCUUCUACACUUAUAAACAGCUGCAAACAGACGUGGUUCAAAAUACUUUAGCAAAACAGAACAUAAGUCCGUCCGAAUAUCUUCAACUUUAUACACCAGCCUUAGACUGGAUUGUUCAGUGUAUUGCUUUCAAGUCACCAGAGGAAGUCCUGACUGAGAUUUUAAAUCAUUGUCGUAAAGAUUGUAACAGUGCGCUUAUUUUGAACUCGAUUGUAUCGGCAUUUCGUCCUUCUUAUACCAGUGCAAGAGCGUUGGAGUUUGUUAAAAUUAUAUCAGAAUGCGAAGAUGCCGGUUUCCCAAAGUAUCAACUCUAUCGUUCCUUGGGAUUAAAUGUCAUACUUGAGAAACCACCAGAAGCACACAGACUUCAAUUGUUGAACGAAGUCUGGAAAGUCGUUACAAAAUUAAACUCUCCAGAGGAAUACAUUUCAUGUGCGGAGAUUUGGGUUGAGUAUCCCAUUAAAUAUUUUGGAAAAAGGGAAAUUGAUACCUUAUUGGGUGAUAUAUUGAAACAUCUUAAUGUCGACAGAUUAUUUGAGAAGUAUUACCAACAGUUGUUGUCUAUACUAUCAAAAGUUCUCGCUGGUCUUCACGAUUUCUCCGUUUUGUUUUCAAUGAACAAUUUUCACAGUUUUUUGGACAUGUUUCAAAAGGAAUCUGUAAAGGCAGAUGCUUGUCGUUUGAUCAUGGAGUCAUUUUGCAGAUAUCAAAAGGAAACAACAGAUGAUCCCGUUAUUGUAAAUGGUCUUAUGUUUGUUUCCAAGAUUCUUCACGAUUCCGUGAGUUCAUUGAGUACGACAGAUGAGAAGCGAGCCAUUGGUCAGUUAGUCACUGGUUUCGUGAGGAAAAUUGACUAUGGUCGUGAUUUUGAAAAACAGCUCAAUUUCUACGUCGAAGCGCGAGCCAUGUUUUGUAACUUGGAUGCGGUCCUUGUUUGCCUUGUACAGUGCGUCAACUUGUUGUCAAUGAAAACGAGGAAAAUUAUGAAAGGGAAACAUUCGAGAAAAACGGCUGCUUUUAUACGAGCUUGUGUCGCUUAUUCAUUUAUAACAAUACCGUCGAUUGAAGAAAUUUUCAACCGUUUGACAUUAUACUUGGAAUCUGGGAAAGUCGCUUUUGCCAAUCAAGCCCUCAGUCAAGGCGAUGCUUUCUUGAAAGCUGCUAUUAGUCUUAUUGUUGAAGUGCCAAAAACGAUUGAAAUCGACAACAAGACGAAAAUGAGCGAACCUUAUCUUGUUUCAUACGUUAAUAAUUUUCUUUCUUUUCUGCUGGUUGUGCCGGACCAUCCUGAUCAAGGCGUGUUGUAUUUAGUACGUGGUUUGCUUAAUGUCGUUGAAGAUUUCGUGUGGGACAGUCAAAAUGACUCCAAAAUCAAAAUCUAUCUUAACGUGAUUUGUUUAUUGAGUGCCAUGACUCAGGAUUUGUAUCUUUAUCAUAUGGAAAACGUUGUAUCCAAUGAUGACUUGUAUGGCAGUGACAAAAAGUUCAUUGCUGAAGUACAUAAAAUAAUAUCUACUGUUAUUGAUGACAUACUUCAACAUUUAAAGACAUUGGUUAACCCAGAGAUGAAGAAGCGUCAAGGACAACUUGCAAUGGAAUUUUUAAUAGGGUGAUUAAUUGUGGAGAUUUAUCAGAUGCAGAAAUGAGUAAAUUUGCAGUGAAUCUAUGGAACUUGGUGCAAAAUAACGGAGAAAAUGACUCUAGAUUAAUGGGUAGAACAUAUGAAUAUGUAAAAAGAAAAGGAAAAUCAAACACGGAUAUAGCAACUUUACUUGGUAAAUUGUCCCUUGAUUCGCGAGGGUGAAAGGUUUGGAGACGAACAUAGACAUGACAUAUUUUUGCUACUAAAUAUUACAUCCCCCUAAAAAAUAUGUAUGUAAAUUAUAAAAAGUUGUUAGACAGAAAUUAAAAAAGUAUUACUCCUUAAACUAA
Messenger RNA from Xenia sp. Carnegie-2017, 3054 nucleotides. Its product is annotated as VPS35 endosomal protein-sorting factor-like. The transcript has 36 exons. Gene Ontology annotation, cellular component: endosome. The coding region runs from base 258 to 2735 and encodes 825 amino acids. NCBI's taxonomy places the organism in Eukaryota, Metazoa, Cnidaria, Anthozoa, Malacalcyonacea, Xeniidae. The record is from RefSeq and is a predicted model, not a curated record. Gene Ontology annotation, biological process: endocytic recycling.